AUGGUCAUACUGACGACUGUCCAGGUUCCAGUUCUCACCAUGUGGCAGAAAGUCCAAUUAUUCUACCAGGUGAUUCUGGAAAAUGGAGACAAAAGGACAGACAGCUGGCUGCUGGUCUACUCUCCUGUGUCAAUUAGCUGCAUCUUCCUGAGCUACCUGAUCAUUAUAUGGGUUGGGCCAAAGCUGAUGGCCAAGAGGCAGCCAGUCAACCUUAAACCAGUGUUGAUAGUUUACAACUUUGCCAUGGUUUGCCUCUCUGCCUACAUGUUCUAUGAGUUCACAGCCUCGUCCUGGUUGGCCAAAUACAGUCUGCUGUGCCAGCCGGUCGACUACAGCGACAGCCCACUGGCCAUGAGGAUGGCCAGAGUCUGCUGGUGGUUCUACUUCUCCAAAGUUAUCGAGCUCAGUGACACUAUUUUUUUCAUCCUGAGGAAGAAGAACAGUCAGCUGACCUUCCUCCAUGUCUACCAUCACGCCACUAUGAUCUUCAACUGGUGGGCCGGGGUUAAAUACGUGGCUGGGGGCCAGUCUUUCCUGAUAGGUCUGAUUAACUCCCUCGUCCACGUGGUGAUGUAUCUGUACUACGGUUUGGCAGCUCUGGGACCAAGUAUGACCAAAUAUUUGUGGUGGAAACGAUACCUCACCUCCCUGCAGCUGCUCCAGUUUUUCAUAGUCACCAUCCACACCGCCUACAACCUGUUUGCAGACUGCGACUUCCCCGACUCCAUGAACAUCGUCGUGUUCGCCUAUUCUCUCAGCCUCAUCGCGCUCUUCAGUAACUUCUACUAUCGCAGCUACCUCGUCCAGAAGAGGGCCAAAGAAACUUAGAGAUGCAAAAGGAAAGAGAAAGAAGAAAAGUGGAAAGAGAAGCGGUGAGAUAAAGGGUUGAAAUCCAGGGAAGUAGGACAGAAACUGUGAAGGAGAGAUUACAGAGGUGGUACAAAAAGCAACUCCUGCUUGUUUGUUGUGUUAAUUACUAUGUAAAAAAAAAAUAUAUUAACAUACUUUUGAUGUGAUAACAGACAAGUGGAGCAAAUUUCUGAUUUUCAAUAAACAUUUUUCUAUGUGUA
Acanthochromis polyacanthus (spiny chromis) is the source of this 1070-nucleotide messenger RNA. It is a transcript of the gene elovl8a, whose product is annotated as ELOVL fatty acid elongase 8a. Gene Ontology annotation, cellular component: endoplasmic reticulum membrane. The record is from RefSeq and is a predicted model, not a curated record. Gene Ontology annotation, molecular function: fatty acid elongase activity. The coding region runs from base 1 to 828 and encodes 275 amino acids. The transcript is spliced from 8 exons. Gene Ontology annotation, biological process: fatty acid elongation, saturated fatty acid; sphingolipid biosynthetic process; fatty acid elongation, polyunsaturated fatty acid. NCBI's taxonomy places the organism in Eukaryota, Metazoa, Chordata, Actinopteri, Pomacentridae.